Molecule: messenger RNA, 1195 nt
Organism: Bolinopsis microptera
Lineage: Eukaryota; Metazoa; Ctenophora; Tentaculata; Lobata; Bolinopsidae
Exons: 7
Coding region: 160-942 (260 amino acids)
Source: RefSeq, a predicted model, not a curated record
AGAAACCAUGUAUUUAUGUGCACUGUGCAGCAGACAGAAUGAGAAUGAUCGGUAUCAUCUCACUCCUAGUUGCUAUCACUGCAAUCUCAGCAGUGCCCACCCCAAAUGAGUGUCCGAGGAUCAUGUCAGAUGCGGGGUUAACGAGUGGUUUUUGCUCCUAUGGUAGCUCACUCCAUCCACUCCCUGGCUUUGGAGGACAUCCGUUAUUACUUCAAGAGUGAUGCUACCGAGGAGAACGGCAUCCCGACAGUGAACUUUGAUCUGGGAGCUGAGAAGAGAGUCGUUCCUAACGCCCCACUGGUAGGAUACGAUGAGGACUUCUCUACAAUUGGCAUGAGGAGCUUUGACUUGGUAAUGCGGAACAUGAACCGAACCGGCUGGGGGUCAAGGAACCAAAACAUCUUAGUGAAGUUAACCCACGUUCUUCACAUGUCGGAGAUGUGGGAUAGUGUCGCUCGGAGCUACAAGAUGAUCGCGCGGCUUUUGGACCCGCAGUCAGAUAUUUGCGCUUGUGUGACAGACGUUGAGAAUAACGAUGUGCUGAAUUAUCUUCAUUUUCUUGCUUUCAAGCUACGAUACCCUGGAAUUACUUCGGGAAAUGAAACUAUUACCGCUCGUUAUUUGUCCAAAGAGGGAAGAGCUAAACGAAGCAUGGAUGAAGAGUAUGAUUACGACUACGAUUUUUGCUGGGGGGAUAAUUCCAAUAUUGACUAUCUGAGGACUCCUCGCCCAGAUUUCCGUAAACUGGACUUCGACCUCGGUGAUUUGGAGAUACUGGAGGAUGUAGCAAAAGUAAUGACUGACGGUGACGAAGGAACAGCCGCAGUUCUGCUGGACAGUGCGGACCACUGGGCUUGGUGGAGGGACAUGGUUAAGGGGCUGAACAUGGGCGAGGCUGGCUACUAUGAUAUCGCUGUUUUCAUGUUCUGUUCGCUCAAUUAAACGGAGCAAAUAUGUUGAACCUUUUGAACGCGAGCGUCACGUUUGGUAGUGUUACGCAUGCAUAAUCAUGAUGAUGACUUAAAAGUAUAAUUGAAUUUAAAUUAAUUUAUUGUUGGGCAAGUUAAAACUAUAAGAAGAGCCAGUGUCGUAACGAAGGGCCCCGGGCAACGUUACGCCACUGAGAGGAGCUGAUUCUUGUAAUUUUAUCUCAUCAGUAAGUUCUUGAAAGGAAACUUUUUAUUGGUUAAAACAA